Molecule: messenger RNA, 1082 nt
Organism: Paramacrobiotus metropolitanus
Lineage: Eukaryota; Metazoa; Tardigrada; Eutardigrada; Parachela; Macrobiotidae
Exons: 3
Coding region: 6-1082 (358 amino acids)
Molecular function (GO): protein binding
Source: RefSeq, a predicted model, not a curated record
CAGCCAUGGCUGGCAAUCUCUACCGGCCAAACAGUAUUGAUAUCGUGGGGGCUGACGGCCUGGUUCGUUAUGGGCGCGUGGUGGAUGUCACGGACAACGGGUUCUUUGUCGACUUUCUCUGUCCCAGCAGGCGACGCCGUUUCUUCCCUUUCGACAGCAGCGUUUUCCCGUCGGACAUUCGACGGGUUUUUCGCCAGGACAUUGUGGCCGAUGCUUGGGCCGCGUCACAGGCACCUUCCCCCGCUCGUGUGGAAGUGCUGAUGCGGGAGAGUCCCUCCGGUCCGUGGACGUGGUUCCCUGCUGAGAUUGUUCAUCCGCCGCGCAUUGCUGACGGACCGCACCGACACUAUCACGUCGUUGUAGUCCGGUGGGACACCUGCAUUCAUGGUGUGAUGCAGUCGGAUGUCGUUCCUGUUGAGCGUAUUCGUUUGCCCAUGCCCGUUGCGCGGUGGGCCAGUGCCAAACGACGACGUUCGGAGGUAAUGCCGAAUGAGCUGCAGAUCGCCGCUCAGCGUGUUGGUAAGUGGACGUUUGUUAAGCGCAGCGUGAAACUGCCAGACAACGUUGCCUGGAUGUCAGUGAAUGAGCUACGUAGAUUGUGGCAUUCUAAUGACGAUGUGGUGAAUUAUCGGCCCAUUACCUUCGUGGAAGUCAGAAAUGGGUGUUCAUAUUAUUUGGAGCGAAGUUUUGCCCACCAGUGGUAUGAACAGAUGGAUGGGACGUUUCAUCCAGAAUUCCCGGAAACUAUCCGGAAAUUUCACAACCAGUUCAUCGAACGUCUUCCGCGCAUUAUCGGGACACCCUUGAUCAACACUACAGAAGUUAGGGACGUUUUCCCUUUGCUGCCGCCGGAGUUACUGCUGGAAGUGUUUUCCCAUGUGAACACGAUGACGCAGACAAAACUGCGCGCUGUCUGUCUCACCUGGGACUAUAUCCUGCAAUCACCGCUGUUGACUGCAACCCUUCUUAUUACCAGCUGUGAAAGCGUCGAUCAUCCCGAACGGCUUGAAUAUCAUCUGACGGCGCCUGUCUACAAAUGUCUGUCUGCCAAGACACAGAACUAUUUAAGCUGUCGGACAUGA